AUGAAAGUCUUGCCUUUUGGUAGGACGACGGAGGCGCUCUCGCGUCUCGGUCCUCCCUCGAGGCGCCGUUCAAGGGGUGGUUGGGGGCUGUGGUCCUGGUGCGUGCUGGUGGGUGGCGGCGGUGCUCGGCUCCUCCCCUCAUUCCCGGUGUUGGUGGUGGCGUGUUGGUCCUUUCACAACUUUCAGCAGCUCCUCGCCUUGUUUGCUGAUUGGUUGCCGGUGGUGGGGGUCCGCCUGUUGGAACGGUCUGGACGAAGGGGAGAUAGUUGUCUUCCCUCCGGCAGUGGCCCGAGGCGGCGGGUGGCAGAGUCAAUGUUUUCGUUCAAGCUGUCUGGAUCUUCACAUCCACGCCAAUUGAUGUCGUCAGGUGGCUUCGGCCCUGCUGUUCUGGCUGGGCGAGACCUCCGGCAGCUUGAUCGCAAUUUCUCCUGGUGCUUUGUUCGUGCUGCCCCUGGGCGUAGUGAAUUUGGCUUGUAA
Triticum turgidum subsp. durum (durum wheat) is the source of this 477-nucleotide messenger RNA. Lineage: Eukaryota; Viridiplantae; Streptophyta; Magnoliopsida; Poales; Poaceae. The record is from the annotation of a GenBank genome assembly.